This is a messenger RNA of Striga asiatica, 1928 nucleotides long. The record is from the annotation of a GenBank genome assembly. NCBI's taxonomy places the organism in Eukaryota, Viridiplantae, Streptophyta, Magnoliopsida, Lamiales, Orobanchaceae.
CCAAUCUCCAGAGUACUGUAGUACUAUUUUUGUUUGUACUAAGAACCAACCUAUUCACUUGUAAUUGUAAAAGGCCAUUUAUCAUUAUUAUAUUCUUUAUUUUAUCUACUCGUUCAAAACCGUUCAAAGUGUGGGAGUUUCAGGAAGUUUUUGGUGGUGAGGAAGGUAGAAGCAACGGUGUCGUUUUGAACGAUUGUUAUUAAGAUGGUUAAAAAGAUACCUUUUUUUUGCCUUGUCCCUGUUGGGAUUCCCUUUAUACGUUGCUUUUGAGGUCACUUUCUUCUGAUCAGUUCGAAAGUCCGACGAAAAGGGAAAGAAGAAAUAAAAGGCUGUUCCUUGUUUAGGUGUUCAUUUUUAUCUUUGUCGAGGGGAUCAUACUUGCGAGUUUGUUGAGCCCUUUGUCUGUCAUCCGCUAUGAAGUCAUACAAUUGUCCUUUUCCCCUGUCUGAUCCUAAAAGCAGAUAUUGUCUCUGUAGCCUUUUGAUAACGGUGUCUUUGAUUUGUGGUGUUUACUUAAUUGGCGGUGCAUGGCUGCGGAAAGAUUUAUUUAAGUUAGCACCGGGCAUUGGACUAAAAAUGAAACAUCAACCGCAAGACUCGGAUAAAUGUGAGGUCUCGUCUCUGGAUAUAGAAGUUGAUGACAGCACGCAUACUACAUGCCUCGAAAGAUGCAAAGGAGAAUGCAGACCUAUUGGUAGUGAAGCUUUGCCGAAAGGAAUUAUUUCGUCAUCUUCAAACUUGGAAAUGCGCCCUUUAUGGGGACCUGUUUCAGAGGACCUAUUAAAAUCUGUGGGUUACGGUGAAAGUAUAUUGUAUCAGUCCAAGUCAAACCAUGGACCGGGUUUGUUGGCUAUUGCAGUUGGGAUAAAGCAAAAAAGACCGGUGAACCAAAUUGUUAAGAAGUUUCUUGAAAAUGAUUUUGUUGUGAUGCUUUUUCAUUAUGAUGGAGUUGUGGACGGGUGGCAUGAUUUAGAAUGGAGUGAUAGAGUCGUCCAUAUCUCUGCACCAAACCAAACCAAAUGGUGGUUUGCCAAACGUUUUCUUCAUCCGGAUAUUGUUGCUGAAUAUGGAUAUAUUUUUUUAUGGGACGAGGACCUGGGAGUUGAGAAUUUUCAUCCGAGAAGGUAUACAUCAAUUGUAAAGGAAGAAGGUCUUGAAAUUUCACAGCCUGCUCUUGACCGUGGUAAAUCCGAGGUGCAUCACCCCAUCACUGUACGAAGGCGCAAAUCGAGAGUGCACAGAAGAUACCAUAAGUUCAAAGGUGGCGGAAGAUGUGAUGACAACAGUACAGCUCCCCCAUGUGUUGGUUGGGUGGAGAUGAUGGCUCCAGUUUUCUCCCGGGCAGCCUGGCGUUGUGCUUGGUAUAUGCUCCAGAAUGACUUAAUCCAUGCGUGGGGCCUGGAUAUGAAACUCGGUUAUUGUGCACAGGGUGAUCGAACUAUGAAAGUUGGUGUAGUUGACGAGGAGUACAUUGUUCACUUAGGUCUCCCUACACUUGGUGGCUUUUUAGAUGAUAAAUAUAAGUUCAAUGAAGAAUCACAGAAUCAUUCUUCACAUUCAAACAACUCGCUGGAUUUAGAAUCCGUGGCAGGUGAUAAUAUGUACAACCUAAGUAACAGAUCUGCGGUUCGGAGACAAUCGUACACGGAGAUGUUAAUAUUUAAUAAUAGAUGGAAAAAGGCGGUGAAGGAGGACCAGUGCUGGGUUGAUCCAUUUAGACGAUCCACUCAAAGACCCAAAGUCAACUGAAAGCUGCCAUUUUUUCUCAAGACUCUUGGUUGUAUUGGUAAUACUUGUAUUGAACAUUUUAUCAAGCAGCUUUAUUAUUGUGACGAGCUUUAUCCGAGUCGCCAGAGGCUUAACCCAUGCCUGUACAGAUUGUUUUGUCUUGUCUAUUAUGAUUUUCUUUGUUAAAUCCUCAACUCUCC